AUGACCAGGUCUUGGGGUCCUGAAUUUAAGGGCUAUUACCAUAAUGCAAAUACUACACUCAAUGGGAUAAAUUUUUCUCAAAAUUGGCCAAGGGCUAGGCAACCUGUUGUGACAAUAAUCGUGGUAGGAAUUGGUUCGAUCCUAUUUCAUGGCACGUUACUCUUUUCCUUACAAUUAUUCGAUGAAGUACCAAUGAUGUUUUGUGUCUUGAUGUUGUGUUAUUCGGUAUUCGAAAAUCAAAAAGAGAAGAAAUUUGGAAAGUGGUUUCCUAUUGGAUUGACUAUUUGGGGUCUUUUUAUUACUGCAGUUAUGGUACUGAGUGGAAGGUAUCAUCAAGAUAGAAUGAUGCAGUUAAUUGAGUUUUAUGUUUUUCAAGGAUCAUUCGUAGUGAUGGCAGGAUGUGUUUACUUAAAUACUUUAUUUAUAGUAUUUGAUUCAAAGGCUGAAAAAGGUGUUCGCCGAUUAUGGUUAUUAGGAAGUGUUGUAUUUCUAAUCGGUUAUAUCGGGUGGCAUAUUGAUUUACAUUUUUGUAGUAGAAUGCAUAAUUUACCCUUUGAUGUACCUAAUCCUCAAUUACAUGCGUGGUGGCAUUUUACAGCUUCAUAUGGAAGUUACCUACUUUGUGUACUAGUAACUUAUAAUGGAUCAAAAGCAUUGGGUAAGAAUCCAAGCUUACGAUGGAUAUUGAGUAUUUUACCAUACAUUGAAUUACCGGAAAAUAAUUCUUUGAAUGAGAAAUCUGUACUCUAUGGAAAUGAAAAAAGUGAAAAAGUAUCCAAUUAUGGUACUAUUAUCAAUGAUGUUGGUCAAAAUGGUGAAUGUGAGAAACAUGUUAAUAUUAUUCAUACUUCAACAGUGUCUGAAUAUUCAGAACGAUUAGAAACUUAUUCAAAAAAACACAAUAUAAAAAAUUUUGAAUAUUCACAAUAUAGCGACCUUAAAUGUAUUGGUAAGGGAGGUUAUGGAGUUGUAUAUUCGGCCACUUUUCAGGGUCAGCAAUAUGCAUUAAAAAGUUUAAACAAUAACUUAAAUUUUGGAAAAAAAGAAUUCAAAAAUUUCAAACGUGAGCUUGAAUGUCUUUAUAAAAUUGAUCAUUCUAAUAUUAUAAAAUUUUAUGGAAUAUCUAGAGGCAAGAAUUUUACAAAUGAAUUUAAUCAGUGUCUAUUUUCUAAUGAAGUAUUAGUCGAACUUGAUAAAUUAUCAGCAGAAAUUAUUGUAGAGUUUAUUAUAUAUAAAAUUAAUAAUAAAAAACAAGAAAUUAAAUAUAAACUCCAAGAAAUUGAAGAUAGUGACCGAGAAAUUGAAGAUAGUAUCAGGGUGAAUCAAUUAAAGGAUUGGCUUCAAUUAAAUGAAGAAAAAGAUCAGUUAAUAAAUGAAAUAGAAGUACCAAAGAAGAACCUCGAACUUAUGAAAGAAAAACUUAAAAACGCUAAAAAUGAUAACAAGGAAACUAAAGAACUAGAAGAGCAAAUUAAAAAUUUACAAAAAGAAUUGGAUGAAUUAAAAGAAAAAUUUUAUUCUAAACUAGAUAAAAUGGGAACUAUUUUCAGAAAAAAAGAAAUAAUUAUUAAUACAUUGGAACUAUAUUUGAAGGCAGUAGAAAAAUGGAUUCCCGAUGGGACGAAUAAGUCUACUAAAGAGGAUGUAGUGAAUCUACAACAGGAACUAAAAAAACUUGGUCUUGCAGCAGAACUGAAUGAACUUUCGAAUAAACAAAGAGAGGUGAAUCAACUUAAGGAUUGGCUUCAAUUAAAUGAAGCAAAAGAUCAGUUAGUAAAUGAAAUAGAAGAACUAAAGAAGAAACUCGAACUUAAGGAAGAAGAACUUAAAAAUGCUAAAAAUGAUAGCAAGGAAACUAAAGAACUAAAAGAGCAAAUUAAAAAUUUACAAAAAGAAUUGGAUGCCAAAAAAGAAAAGAUAGAAGAACUUGAAAAUAAUGAAAAAGAAAUUAGAAAACUUUCUGAGUUGAAAACGGGAUUAAAGGAAUUAAAAGAAAAAUUUCAUGCGAAACUAGAUAAAAUGAUAACUAUUUCCAGUCAAAAAAAGAAAAUUAUUAAUACAUUGGAACUAUAUUUAGAGGCAGUGGAAAAACGGACUCACGAUGGGAUGGAUAAGUCUAUUAAGGAUGAAGUGGUGAACAAACAACAGGAGCUAAAAAAACUUGGCCUUGCAGCAGAACUGAAUGAUCUUUCGAAUAAACAAAGAGAGGUUACUAAGAUGGAAAUUAAGAUAGCUGAAAUUAAAGCAAAUAAGGCAAAAUUUAAAUGA
This is a messenger RNA of Scutellospora calospora, 2268 nucleotides long. The record is from the annotation of a GenBank genome assembly. NCBI's taxonomy places the organism in Eukaryota, Fungi, Glomeromycota, Glomeromycetes, Diversisporales, Gigasporaceae.